Messenger RNA from Passer domesticus (house sparrow), 1901 nucleotides. RefSeq names its product KLF transcription factor 8 (gene KLF8). Gene Ontology annotation, molecular function: DNA-binding transcription factor activity, RNA polymerase II-specific; RNA polymerase II cis-regulatory region sequence-specific DNA binding. NCBI's taxonomy places the organism in Eukaryota, Metazoa, Chordata, Aves, Passeriformes, Passeridae. The transcript has 5 exons. Gene Ontology annotation, biological process: regulation of transcription by RNA polymerase II. Bases 342 to 1307 code for a protein of 321 amino acids. The record is from RefSeq and is a predicted model, not a curated record.
CUCGUUGGGCCGGGGGCUACCCCGAACCGCCCGCCCCCACGCGUGCCCCGGGACGGUGCGGCGGGGCUGGGGGUCCCGCUCGUCCCUGGGCUGUGUGGCGGUGCCGCGGGGGCGCAGCGCCGGCCGUGCCGCGGGUGGGGCCGUGCCCGGUGCCUCCCGCGGGGGCCGGGCCGGGCCCUUUAAGAAGCUCCACCCGCGGCCGAGCCCAGGUGGAGCCGCGGGGCCGUUCGCACCUCGGGCGGCGCGGCGCGGGAGAUGGUGCUGCGGGCGGCGGGGCCGAGCCGCGGGCGCGGCGGGCACGCGUGGGAGCCCCGCGGGGCCAAGGGAAGGCGACGCCCGCCAUGAGCUCGUCGGCGCUGCUGGCUGAGGGCCCCCUCGACCCCCCGGUGCUGCUGGCCGACAUCAAGACGGAGCCCCCCGAGGAGCUGCUGGCCAGCGACUGCAGCCAGCCCCAGGCCGAGCCCGUCGAUCUCUCCCUCAAUAAAUCCAAGGUGGCUCCGGCCUCGGCCCCGCCGCCACCGCCCCCCACCUCGGUCCAGUCUUCCCCCAUGCUGGUGGCUCCCCCGCUCCCCGCCUCCAGCACCGUGUCCAUCCCGCCCUCCGGUCUCAGCUCCACCUCGGCCAUCCCGGCUGUCCUCUCACCCGGCUCCAUCCUGGCCUCCACGCAGGGCAGCGGCGGGCAGCAGAUCCUCCACGUCAUCCACACCAUCCCCUCCGUCAACUUGCCCAGCAAGAUGGGCAACCUGCAGACCAUCCCCGUGGUGGUGCAGUCCCUCCCUGUCGUCUACACCACCGUGCCCACGGACGGCGUCACCGCCAUUACCGUGCCCCUCAUCGGGGGGGACGGCAAGAACGCUGGCUCUGCUUUCCUUUCCCGGACCCCUCCAGUGAAAAUGGACCCCGGCUCCGUGUACCCCAUGGACAUGAACAGCGACAGCGAGGACAGCGCCUCCGAGAGCGGCCCGGCGCCUUUCCAGGACCUCCAGAGAGAGCCGGCGGCGCGGGGCCCCAGAGCCGAUUCCCCGGACCUGAAGAAGCGGCGCAUCCACCAGUGCGACUUCGAGGGCUGCAAUAAGGUCUACACCAAAAGCUCCCACCUCAAAGCCCACCGGAGGAUACACACAGGCGAGAAGCCCUACAAAUGCACGUGGGAAGGCUGCACCUGGAAGUUCGCCCGCUCGGACGAGCUCACCCGGCACUUCCGCAAGCACACGGGCAUCAAACCCUUCCGCUGCUCGGACUGCGACCGCAGCUUCUCCCGCUCCGACCACCUGGCCCUGCACCGCCGGCGGCACGUCAUGAUGUGAGCGGUGCCCGCGGCGCUGGGAGCCGGCAGCGCCUCCCUCCCUCCCUCCCUCCAUCCAUCACACCCCGCGGCUCUGCGGGGCGGGGCGGGGACCGCGGCAGCGCCGGGGCCGUGCCCGCUGCAGGAGCCCCGCCGGCACGGCACGGGACGGCAAACAAUGGAUUCUGGACUGCUGCCCUUCUCUCUUGUCCCCAGCUGUUUUUAUUCCUGGGUUUGUCCUCGCCUGGAGGCUCCUUGACUCCUCACCUGGAAUUCACCCAGCAGCUGCCUCCGGCUCUUCAGCCUCCUGCCCGUUGUUGUCCCCGUGUGCUCCCUGUCUCCGGCCCCUCCAGUGCCUGGGGGCCGAGGCAAGGACGGGGGGCAGGUGAUGGGGUGAUGGGCCCCUGUGGAGGAGCUGAUGGCCAUUCCUGCUCCAUCCCCAGACUGUCCCAGCAGGAGAAGGGACAUCACCUCUCUCUGCGUCCCUCAGCACAUGCUGGGCUUCAUGGGAAGUGCUGGGUGCACAGAGAGCCAGGAGGAAAAGAGGAAUCAAGAAAGGGGGAAACAACCCAACAGUGACCCACAAACAAGACCAUCACCACCACACAAAGGGAAA